AUGUGGGGUUCAUUUUUUUCUGGUGGAAAAGAUCCAUUAAAAGAUCUUGGAUAUGAAAUACUUUCUGAUAAUCAACAAACAACAAAUAAUCCUCGUUCAAUUUGGACAAUAUUAAAUGGAAAGAAAAAAACAACAGGAGAUUUAGUAACAAUAUUUUCUUGUCAAAAUGAUGCUUAUAUUCAAUUAGCUAAAGGAGCAUUGAAACGUAUGAAAACCUUACGACAUCCAAAUAUUCUUAUUUAUCUCGAUAGUAUUGAAACAGAUAAAUCUGUUUAUGUUGUUACAGAAAAAGCAAUAACACUUGAAACAUAUUUAAAUGAUUUAAAAUCAAAUAUAAAUGAAACAAAUUUUAAUAAUGAACAUUUACUUGAAAUAGCUUGGGGUUUACAACAAUUAUGUCGUGUUUUAACAUUUCUUCAUGAUGAUUGUAAAUUAUCACAUGGAAAUAUAAAUACAAAUACAAUAUUUGUUGAUACUAAAUCAUGUGAUUGGAAAUUAGGAUGUUUAGAAUUUGUACAAUCUGUUAAUGAAGAUCAAAUUAAUCUUCCAUCGAAAUAUUUAUCUGCUUGUCAACGUUAUGAACCACCAUCAAAAAAAGGUGGAGAUAAUCAAAAAGCACGUGAUAUUUGGUUUGUUGGAACUUUAAUAUGGGAAAUAUUCAAUGGUAAUGGUGCUACAUCAGCUACGUCCUAUCGUCAGUUAGGUUCAAUACCACGUCCAUUAUCAGCUGCUUAUGGUGAAUUAAUAAAUCCAAAUCCAUCACUUCGUUCUUCAUUUGAUAAAUUACUUCAAUCUCCAUUUAUACAAAAUAAUUCUUUAGUUGAAUGUCUUCUCUUUCUUGAACAAAUACAAUUAAAAGAUCCUGGUGAAAAACAAACAUUUUUUACAUCAUUAUCAGAUAAAGUAGAUCAAUUUCCUUCACAUAUUAAUGAACGUAAAGUCUUACCAUUAUUAUUCAAUGCAUAUGAAUUUGGUUCAUCAGGUUCAGCUGUUCUACCAACUUUAUUUAAAUUAGGCAAACGUCUUUCUGAUAAUGAUUAUAAAAAACGUAUUGUUCCUAUUAUAACUAAAUUAUUUGCUUCAACUGAUCGUAUGACACGUUUUCGUCUUUUACAACAAUUGGAUACAUAUGUUGAACAUUUAACACCAGCUGUUGUUAAUGAUGAUAUAUUUACAAAUAUUUGUACUGGUUUUACUGAUCAAGAACCAGCUAUUCGAGAAGCGACUGUUAAAGCAAUGUUAUAUUUAGCACCAAAAUUAAAUUAUAAAAAUUUAAAUAUCGAAUUAAUGAAACAUUUUUCACGUUUACAAACAAGUGAUGAUCAAGGUGUUAUACGAACUAAUACAAUCGUAUGUCUUGGAAAAAUAGCUGCACAUCUUAAUCCAAGUUUACGUGGUCGUCUUCUAAUAUCAGCGUUUGGUCGUGGUACACAAGAUCCAUUUGGACCAUCUCGACAAGCAUCUCUUUAUGCACUUAAUCAUUCAGAACGAUUUUUUACAUUAAAAGAUAUAGCAACAAAAAUUUUACCUAUUGUUUGUCAUGCUACAAUUGAUCCUGAACUUGAUGUUCGACAACAAGCAUUUAAAACAAUACAAGUAUUUAUUAAAAAAUUAGAAACAGUUUCAGAAAAACCAGAAUUAGCUAUUGAAAUGGAAAAAGAUGUUAAUUCAAGUAAUGUUGGUGGAACAGCAAAUGAAACAUCAUGGACAUCAUGGGCUUUAACAUCACUUUCGAGUAAUAUUGGUAAAUUAACAACAAAACCACAACAACCAUCAGUUAAUUUAACAUUAGCAAAAAGUGAUUCACAAACAGCUCUAGCAACUACUUCAACAACUACAACGCCAGCAAAAGUAGAGACAAGUAAUAAUGGGCAAUCAUCUGUUACGGUAAAAACAACAACGAAAUUGCAAACGAAAACAGCAACACAAGAAUCAGAUCGACAAUCAUCAGCAUUAGCUGCAUAUUUUAAUAAAACAAAUGACGAUGUUGAAGAAGAUAAAACACCAUGGGAUGAUAUAAAAUCAAAUGAUUGGGGUGAUACAUUAGAAACAGAAGAUAAUAAAUGGGAAGAUUUUUCUGCUACUGCUGCUGCUUCAUUAUCAUCCUCUCAACCAGCAACAACAACAACAACAAAAACUUCUACUGUAUCAAAUCCAUCUUUAUGGGUACAAGAUAAACCAUCGACAACAAGUCAAAAAAAGAAUGAUUGGGAUAGUGAUGCUUUUUUUGAUGAUGUUCUUACUAGUGCAACAAAACCCAAACUGAAAACAUCGCGGCAUUAA
Molecule: messenger RNA, 2283 nt
Organism: Rotaria sp. Silwood1
Lineage: Eukaryota; Metazoa; Rotifera; Eurotatoria; Philodinida; Philodinidae
Source: the annotation of a GenBank genome assembly